Messenger RNA from Hevea brasiliensis (rubber tree), 624 nucleotides. Its product is annotated as secreted RxLR effector protein 161-like. The coding region runs from base 1 to 624 and encodes 207 amino acids. Lineage: Eukaryota; Viridiplantae; Streptophyta; Magnoliopsida; Malpighiales; Euphorbiaceae. The transcript has a single exon. The record is from RefSeq and is a predicted model, not a curated record.
AUGAAGAAAAAGUUUGAAAUCUCAUAUUUAGGGAUGUUGCACUAUUUUCUCGAGUUAGAAGCGAAGCAAGUUCAAGAUGCAAUCUUUGUGUCACAAAGGAAGUAUGCAGUUGAUUUGCUUAAAAGGUUUAAUAUGUUGAAUUGCAAGAUUGCAGUCACUCCUAUGAACUUAAAUGAGAAGUUGCAGGUUGAUGAUGGAACUGUACAAGUAAAUGCAAGUCACUUUAGAAGCUAUGUUGGUGGCUUAAUUUACUUGAUGCAUACACGGCCAUACAUUAUUUUUUCAAUUGGAGUAAUAUCUAGGUUUAUCCACAGCCCUUCAAAACAUCAUCUCGAUGCAACAAAAAGUGUUUUGUGUUAUGUUACUGUAAUAAUUGAUUUUGGGUUAUGGUAUGGAAGAGUAUCAGAUUUUAGGUUGAUUGGGUUCAUCGACAAUGAUUGGGCUGGAUGCUUGGAGGAUAGGCGAAGUACAUUAGGUUACAUUUUUAAUCUUGGGUCUGGUGCUAUUUCCUGGAGGUCUAAGAAGCAAAGUACAAUAGCUUUGUCUUCAUCAGAAGCUAUGUUUAGGAAUUUGGCUAAGGAGAAUACUUGCAGAUCUUUGUUAAGAACAAAUUGGAGCAAAUGA